AUGUCCGGGAGCAGUCCAGGGGCCAAUCUAACGGUCUAUCCGAAACGAAUUCCCUUCUGGCACCUACUCACCGACCAUGGUGCAAUCACUCAAGAUGUGCUAGACUACGAGUAUACAGGCUCCGGAACGGAAGAAGAUCCCUUUGCGGUAGCAUGGAUACCCAACGACAGCCGAAAUCCACAACUCUUCAGCGGCGCCCGCAAAAUCUCAAUUACUCUCACCGUGGCCUUUGUUGGCUUGAUCGUUUCCCUGGCAUCAUCUGCGUACAGUGGCAGCAUCCACGAGAUCGUCGCUGAUUUCCAGGUGAGCACGCCCGUGGCGACGCUCGGUUUGUCCUUGUAUGUGUUAGGCUUUGCGAUCGGUCCGUUGUUCUGGGCGCCUGUGUGUGAAGUCUAUGGUCGGCAGGUGUCUUUCUUUAUUAGCCUACUGUUCCUAGCCACUUUUCUGGCUGGUUGUGCUGGAGCACAGAACAUUUGGACUUUGUGUAUUCUGCGUUUCUUCGCGGGAUCCAUUGGUUCUGCACCUUUGACGAAUGGUGGCGGGACCAUCUCGGAUAUUUUCUCGGCGAAGAAACGAGGUCUUGGAUUGAGUCUUUACGCUGCGGCGCCCUUUUUAGGUCCUUCUUUGGGCCCUAUAAUUGGAGGCUUUCUUGGGAUGAAAGCUGGUUGGCGGUGGGUGGAGGGAUUUCUCGCUGCGACUGCUGGAUUCGCCUGGAUGUUAUCGACCCUGUUGACUCCGGAGACAUAUGCACCAGUGCUCUUGCGAAAGCGGGCGGAUCGACUCUCGCGUAUUACGGGGAAGGUUUACCGCAGUAAAAUCGAGCUGGAGAAGGGUCCAGUAACGACUGCCGAGUUGUUGAGAAAGACUCUAUCCAGACCCUGGGUUCUGCUAUUCAAAGAGCCUAUUGUCUUACUUUCGGCAGUCUACGUCGCACUAGUGUACGGUACCCUCUACAUGUUCUUCGCGGCAUUCCCGAUUGUAUUUGAAGAAGUGCGUGGCUGGAAUCCCGGGGUGGGAGGCCUCUCCUUCGUGGGUAUCAUGGUUGGUAUGAUUAUCGGGAUUAUUUGCACCAUCCCCGCGAAUCUGCACUAUACCAAAGUACAAAGUCAAGGUGGGGGAUAUGCGCCACCGGAAACCCGGUUGAUCAUGUGUAUGCCGGGGGCUCUGGCAAUUCCCAUUAGCCAGUUCUGGUUUGCAUGGACAAACUAUACCUCGAUCCACUGGAGUGUAUGCAUCAUCGCCACGGCACCGUUCGGUACGGGUGUUAUCUUGGUCUAUAUGGGGUGCAUGAACUAUCUGAUCGAUUCGUAUACCAUCUAUGCGGCCUCCGUGCUAGCCGCGAAUGCAGUGCUUCGGUCGAUCUUCGGGGCGGUCUUACCUAUCGUGUCAACCUGGAUGUACGAUGGUGUCGGAAUCCACUGGGCGCCGUCAAUCCCUGCAUUUAUCUCGCUCCUCUUCUUGCCAUUCCCGUUCUUCUUCUACAAGUAUGGAGCUAUCGUGCGGGCAAAGUGCAAAUAUGCGGCAGAGUCUGAUCGAUAUAUGAAGAAAUUGGUAGAGAAUACCGUCCAGGAAAAGAAGCAGGGGGUAUCAACAGCGGAGCCCGAGGCAUCGGCUGGGAUUCUUGCCAUGGAGAUGGAGCGCGUGGCCACUGUGCAGUCGAUCUAG
Molecule: messenger RNA, 1665 nt
Organism: Penicillium daleae
Lineage: Eukaryota; Fungi; Ascomycota; Eurotiomycetes; Eurotiales; Aspergillaceae
Product: MFS transporter
Exons: 1
Coding region: 1-1665 (554 amino acids)
Biological process (GO): transmembrane transport
Molecular function (GO): transmembrane transporter activity
Source: RefSeq, a predicted model, not a curated record